This is a messenger RNA of Puccinia triticina, 1746 nucleotides long. RefSeq lists its product as uncharacterized. NCBI's taxonomy places the organism in Eukaryota, Fungi, Basidiomycota, Pucciniomycetes, Pucciniales, Pucciniaceae. Bases 1 to 1746 code for a protein of 581 amino acids. The record is from RefSeq and is a predicted model, not a curated record. The transcript is spliced from 10 exons.
AUGAACGCGUCCCAGAGAUGUUGGACGCCAAUCUUUACACUCUCAGCUUCGUUCGCUCCACAAGCGAGCCUGAUAAGCUAUUCCUCAUCCGAGAAGUUAGAACCCACCGGCGAGUCCGUUUAUUUUUGUCUCCGGGCACCUGAAGGUAGCGAGACUAGGAUCGAAUUAUACCAUGCCUCAACCCUGGCACCAUUAGGCGUAUUCCAACACAUCUCCUCCAAGCUCAAGUUGAUCUCUUUAGCCAAUCCAUCGACGACCAUCGAACUGAAAAACUCGGGGUAUAUGAAAUUCGAAUGGGCGUUCUAUUUUGAUAGGAUCCUGAAGUUUUGCUGGAAGAAAGAUAUCAUCGGGAUGCCUGGUAGCAAGAGAGGCUAUACAUGUUGGAUGUGUCAAAAACCAGACUCAGAUUUUCCAUGUGCAAUAUAUCGACCAGGCACUUCAACCGUCCCGCCAUCGUGCCAAUUUUUGGGCUUCAAUAUUCGUCGGAUCGAGUGUCUACAAGAUCCACGGGGCCUUGAGUUUGCGAUCAUACUCGCACUACUCGGGUUCACUGAGGGGGCCACCGAUCACGAGCCGCGCCGAAGUCCACCCGCCUCUCCGGCCCAUCCAGCACGAUUAAUCUUGCCGGGACCGGAAGCCAGCUUGCUCGCAAGUUCCUGUGAACCACCGGGCGCUAACGAGCUCCGUGUGACGGAGAGCAGCGUAAUAUCUGACCUGGUAGCGCGAAGCCACAAGCUGCUUGAAGACCCACUCUUCCUCUACCUUUCGCUCCAUGCCCUCACGCCCGAAACAUUCCAACGAGCCGCUGCCGUUGCUGACCAGAUCAAACGCGACCAUCUCGAGAGGUGUGGAGAAGAACUCUACCAAUACCGCGUAGAAGACAUGAUGAGUCAAGAAAUGGCUGGUGGGCGGCCCGUGUCUUUAUCUGCUUCGGCUUCGCAAGCUUUGAUGCCAUGCCCCCUCAAGAUCUAUUUGUCCCGGACCUCCUUGGACGGACUGCUCCCAAAAUUAGUCACUAUAUCCUCACCUAACACCAAUAAGAAGUUUGGCAAACCUUUCUCGAUUCAUCUCCGGCGUUCAUCGACCGUUCAGCAAGAUAGCUUCAAUCGCCAACUUCUCAUCAAGAUCAAGCGCGUACUACCAGCACACCAUCAUCCCUAUUAUCUUUCAGAUGAAGAAGAGCAACAGGAGGAGGAGGCACAAGCCGAACAAACAAACCAAAAACAUUGUUCAAAAGUUCAAGAUCAAGACGACACAAAAGAAGAAGACGAGCGAUCAGUCGACAACCCACCAAAAGCAGAUGGACCGGACACGAUCAAGAAGUCCGACAAUAGUCCACAAACCGAGCCGCUCAUGAUCCGUGUCAACGAACUGAACCCGAUUGCUGACCAGUCAAGGCGCAACACGCUGCUAAUGGUCACGGAGAAAACCCAGAGUCGGGAGAGCAUUCUUAGCGCCCGGGAGCGUUGCCCGGAGAGUUUUGACCCCACCAGGUUCCGUGCGGACGAGCGCCGUCGAAGUAGUGAAUACCUCCGUGCAUCGAGCGAUGGGCACAGUUUGAGCCGACAAACCAGCCUCACCAAUCCGUCGUCAGACAGCACUAGCACCAGUUAUGGGAGUCGGCUCGAGCGGGCCGAAAGCGUUCGAAGCAAGUCCAGUUCGUGGUGCACCUCCUUUGGAUCAGUUUGGAUCCCUUUGAGCACCGGACUGAGAGCUGCUUGGAGUGUUGACUUCCCGCUGGUCUAA